CAAUGGUUAGUUUUGUAUCAGUUGGGUGAUUUCUUUUACUCUCUAGUGCACACUAAAAUGAAGGUUACCAGAUCUGAAAAAUUCUGGCUGCUCACCUUGCUAACUUCUACCUAGUUCUUGAUUUCCAUCUGGUUGUAUUUUAGGAAGUAUGAAAAGACACAUGGGAGAUGAACUUCAUAGCGGGCUGUGCUAGUUCAGCAGGCGUAUAAUAAUAAAACCAAACUGAAGCCACAAGGUGAAAACCCAGCCUCCGUGGUUCUUAAUGCCUCAGCAGGAUUAUUUUCACUAAAGAUGGAAACACUGGAGUCUGAAUUGACCUGUCCAAUCUGCCUCGAGUUGUUUGAAGACCCCCUUCUGCUCCCUUGUGCUCACAGCCUGUGCUUCAGUUGUGCCCAUCGCAUCUUGGUCUCAAGCUGCAGCUCUGGUGAAUCCAUUGAACCCAUUACUGCUUUCCAGUGUCCUACGUGCAGGUAUGUUAUCUCGCUGAACCACCGGGGUCUGGAUGGCCUCAAGAGGAAUGUGACCCUGCAGAACAUUAUCGAUCGCUUCCAGAAGGCUUCAGUAAGUGGGCCCAAUUCCCCAAGUGAGAGCCGCCGGGAGAGGACUUACAGGCCCAGCUCCACCAUGUCUAGUGAGAGAAUUGCUUGCCAAUUCUGUGAGCAGGACCCACCAAGAGAUGCAGUGAAAACAUGCAUCACCUGUGAGGUCUCCUAUUGUGACCGUUGCCUGCGGGCCACACACCCCAAUAAGAAACCUUUCACCAGCCAUCGCCUGGUGGAACCAGUGCCAGACACACAUCUUCGAGGGAUCACCUGCCUGGACCAUGAGAAUGAGAAAGUGAACAUGUACUGUGUAUCUGAUGACCAGUUGAUCUGUGCCUUAUGCAAACUGGUGGGUCGUCACCGAGACCAUCAGGUCGCCUCCCUGAAUGAUCGAUUUGAGAAACUCAAGAUCUUCUAAGUGCUUCUAAGUGUAUGUAAAAGAAUCUGUGUACCAACAAGUGAUGCAAACUCUGGAGAUGAACCUCACCAACCUGGU
Molecule: messenger RNA, 1038 nt
Organism: Castor canadensis (American beaver)
Lineage: Eukaryota; Metazoa; Chordata; Mammalia; Rodentia; Castoridae
Source: RefSeq, a predicted model, not a curated record